AUGGCGUUCUUCGAGGAGAUGGGGUGGACGUACGCGCCCCACCUCCGCACCCACCUGCGCCAGCUCGCGGCGUCGGUCUCCGCGGCGAGCUGCGACGGGGACGCGGGCUCGGGCGACGACGAGUGCCGCGACGAGGCGGCGGCCCUGCGGCUCAAGAUGGUGGCCGUCGCGGCCAUCCUGGUCUCCGGCGCGGUCGGCGUCGCCAUCCCGCUCGCCGGCCGCAGGCUCCGCGGCGCUAGCCCGUCCUCCUCCUCCUCCUCCUCCUCCGGCGGCGGCACGUUCGUGCUCGCCAAGGCGUUCGCGGCGGGGGUGAUCCUGGCCACGGGGUUCGUGCACAUGAUGCACGACGCGGAGGAGAAGUUCGCGGACCCGUGCCUGCCGCCCGCGCCCUGGCGCCGGUUCCCCUUCCCGGGCUUCGUCGCCAUGCUCGCCGCGCUCGGCACGCUCGUCAUGGAGUUCGUCGGCACCCGCUUCUACGAGCGCAAGCACGGCCUGGAGGCUGCCGCCGCCGCGAGCGCCGUUGAUGAGACGGCCGCGCUGCUCGAGGACGGCGCGCUCUCAGGGGUCGGUGGAAUGAGCGGCGACGACGGGAAGCAGGACGCCAUGCACAUCGUGGGGAUGCGCGCGCAUGCGGCAGCGCACCGGCACAGCCAUGCGCAGGGCCAUGACGCCUGCGAUGGAGGUGCCGUGUACGACGCCCACGGCAACGGGCACGACCAUGGCCAUGGGAACGAGGAGAGGCCCUCCCAAUCUCGGCAUGUAGUUGUCUCACAGAUUCUGGAGCUGGGGAUUGUAUCGCAUUCUGUAAUCAUCGGGCUAUCCUUGGGCGUUUCACAGAGUCCAUGCACCAUUAAGCCUCUGGUUGCCGCCCUCUCCUUCCACCAGUUCUUCGAGGGUUUUGCGUUGGGCGGCUGCAUUUCUGAGGCUCAGUUCAAGAAUUUCUCUGCACUCCUGAUGGCUUUCUUCUUCGCCAUUACAACACCUGCUGGGAUCACGGUGGGGGCGGGGAUCGCUUCGUUCUACAACCCCAACAGCCCCAGGGCGUUGAUCAUAGAGGGCAUUCUGGAUUCAAUGUCGGCUGGUAUACUCAUCUAUAUGGCAUUAGUGGAUCUCAUUGCUGCUGAUUUCCUUAGCCGGAGGAUGAGUUGCAACCCGAGACUGCAAGUCUUCUCGUAUGUCGCCUUGUUUCUUGGGGCUAUGGCCAUGUCAUCCCUUGCUAUAUGGGCUUAGCGCUAGUAAGCAAUUUUUUAAGUAAGAUGAAGGAUUGGGACAAGCUUCUUGGUGUCACCCAAUGCACUAGGAGUUGUUCCCUGACUAGCUGCUAGUAAUUCUUCAGUAAGAUGGGAGGCCUUUUCUUUUUUUUCUCUCUCUCUUUGUUCAUUCUUUUGUUUGUUCUUCUCAUGGUCGUAGGCUGUAUACGCCUCUCUUGUCAUACAAAACGAAGUUCCUCUUUAGGAUACAUUGUGGUGGUAGAAAAUAGAAAUGAAUUAGUUCAGGGAAUAAGGAACUUUUGAGUCCAACCAGUCUUUGCAAAUGUACAUUUCAUCCUCAGUGUUAGAUAAGAGGAGUUGUCUCUCCCCGAGAAUAAUUUUGCAGAUGCACCACCGCGGAUGCAAUUGUUCCAUUGCAAUGCCUUGCAGGCUCUGUUCAAAAUGAGGAUGAUCAUGAAUUCAGACUUGACUUGUUUGCCGCAUCUUUUA
Messenger RNA from Lolium rigidum, 1700 nucleotides. RefSeq names its product zinc transporter 10-like. Gene Ontology annotation, cellular component: plasma membrane. Gene Ontology annotation, biological process: zinc ion transmembrane transport. Gene Ontology annotation, molecular function: zinc ion transmembrane transporter activity. Lineage: Eukaryota; Viridiplantae; Streptophyta; Magnoliopsida; Poales; Poaceae. The transcript is spliced from 4 exons. The coding region runs from base 1 to 1230 and encodes 409 amino acids. The record is from RefSeq and is a predicted model, not a curated record.